Trichomycterus rosablanca is the source of this 4128-nucleotide messenger RNA. Its product is annotated as vitellogenin-like. Gene Ontology annotation, molecular function: lipid carrier activity. The transcript has 27 exons. Lineage: Eukaryota; Metazoa; Chordata; Actinopteri; Siluriformes; Trichomycteridae. The record is from RefSeq and is a predicted model, not a curated record. Gene Ontology annotation, biological process: cellular response to estrogen stimulus; lipid transport; response to estradiol. Bases 1 to 4086 code for a protein of 1361 amino acids.
AUGAGAGCUGUUGUGCUCGCGUUGACUCUGGCCCUUGUGGCAAGUCAUCAGGUAAACCUUGUUCCAGAAUUUGCUGCCGGUAAGACCUAUGUGUACAAGUAUGAGGGUCUGCUUUUGGGUGGUCUGCCUCAAGAAGGUCUGGGCAAGGCUGGAUUAAAAAUCAGCAGCAAAGUUCAAAUCAGUGCUGUUGCUCAAAAUACCUUCCUCCUUAAGCUGCUGGAUCCUCAACUCUUCGAGUACGCUGGCAUCUGGCCACAGGAUUCUUUCAUUCCUUCUGCUAAGCUCACCUCCGUACUGAACGCUCAGCUUGCGACCCCCAUUAAAUUUGAGUAUGACCAAGGUAUGGUGGGUAAGGUAUUUGCCCCUGCUAAAGUCUCUGCUACUGUCCUGAAUCUGCACAGAGGUAUCCUCAACAUCCUUCACCUCAACCUCAAAAAGACCCAAAAUGUCUAUGAGCUACAUGAGGCUGGACCACAAGGAGUUUGCAAGACCCACUACUGGAUCCGUGAGGAUGCUAAGACCAAUCAAAUUGCUGUUACAAAGUCUAAAGACUUUACCAACUGCCAUCAAAGGAUUGUCAAGGAUAUUGGUUUGGCUUAUGCUGAGACCUGUGUGGAGUGCCAGCAAAGGCUAAAGAGUCUGACAGGAACUGCCACAUUUAACUACAUCAUGAAGCCCACAGAUACUGGCGCUAUGGUUUCUGAAGCUACACUUGAAGAGCUUCAUCAGUUCUCCGCCUUCAAUACAAUCACUGGAGCCGCCCAAAUGCAAGCCAGGCAAACUUUGGCCUUACUGGAGGUGCAAAAUGCACCCAUCGCUCCCGUGUCUGCUGAAUAUUUGGUCCGUGGAUCACUGCAGUAUGAGUUUGCCACUGAGCUUCUCCAAACUCCCAUCCAGCUUUUGAAGAUCAAUAAUGCUCAAGUCCAGAUUAAUGAGGUCUUGCAGCACCUGGCUGCAAACAAUAUGGCCAUGGUUCAUGAUGAUGCUCCACUUAAGUUUGUUCAGCUCAUCCAGCUCUUGCGUGUUGCUCAGCUGGGGCAUGUGGAGGCCAUCUGGGCUCAGCACAAGACCAAACCUGUUUACAGGCGCUGGAUUCUGGAUGCACUUCCUUUUGUCGGUACACGAGUAGCUUUGAGAUUCAUCAAUGAGAAGUUCCAAGCUGAUGAGUUAACCAUUCCUGAACUGACCCAGGUCCUUUUGGUUGGUUUGCAUUUGUUGACUGCUAAUCAAGAUGCCAUCCACAUGACAGCUAAUCUGGCACAGCACCCCAAAAUGAAGGCAAUUCCAGUACUGCGUGAGAUGAUCAUCCUUGGCCACGGUUCACUGAUUGCCAAACACUGCGCUGAAGAUCCUACCUGCUCUGCUGAUCUCUUGAAGCAUGUUCAUGAGAUUGCUGCUGAGGCCAUUUCCAAGACUGACAUUCCAGAAAUCGUACUAGCUGUUAAGGCUCUGGGCAAUGCUGGUCACCCUGCUAGCCUUAAAACCAUCAUGAAACUUUUGCCCGGAUUUGGAAAUGCUGCUGCCUCUCUUCCCAUGAGAGUCCAAGUCGAAGCCAUCCUGGCCCUCAGGAACAUCGCCAAGAAGGAGCCAAAGAUGGUUCAGCCAGUGGCUCUGCAACUUUACAUGAAUAAGGAUCUUCACCCUGAGCUGCGUAUGGUUGCCUGCAUUUUGCUGUUUGAGACCAGGCCAUCAGUGGCUCUUCUGUCCACUCUGGCUGGCGAUUUGGAGAAGGAGCAAAACAUGCAUGUUGCCAGCUUUGCUUAUUCCUACAUCAGAUCUCUGAGAAGAAGCCUGGCUCCCGAUUUGAUGCAUGUAGCUGCUGCCGCUAACGUUGCUAUGAGGAUGCUGAGCCCCAAACUGGAAAGACUAAACUAUCGUUUCAGCAAAGCUCUCCAUUACUCUGUCUACAUCUCUCCUGUUAUGGUCGGUGCUGCUGCAAAUAUUUUCAUGAUCAAUGAUGCUGCUAGUAUUAUCCCCAGAGCUAUCGUGACUCAGGCACGUGCCUACCUGGCUGGAGCAGCUGCUGAUGUUCUCGAGGUUGGUAUAAGAACUGAGGGACUUCAGGAUGCACUACAAAAAACUCCUGCUGCAGAUCAAAAUGUUGAUCGCAUAACCAGAGUAAAGAGAACACUUAAAGCACUAAUGAACUGGAAGUCUUUGCAAGCCAAUCAACCUCUGGCUUCCAUCUUUGUGAAAGUCCUCGGACAGGAAAUUGCUUUCGCCAACAUUGACAGAAACUUUAUUGACAAAGUCAUUAUCGAACAGGCAGCACAGCUUGCUACUGGACCACGUGCUCGUGAACUCCUUAAGGAGGCUGUCAAAGCGUUGCAAUCUGGUAUUGCAGUUCAAUAUGCCAAGCCUCUUCUGGCCGCUGAGAUUCGCCGCAUUAUUCCUACUUCUGUUGGUGUACCAAUGGAGCUUGCUCAUUACACUGCUGUUGUUGCCGGUGCCGCUAUUAAUGUUAAGGCAGCAAUUAAUCCACCUCUACCUGAGCACCCAGAGACUGUCACUCUUGAUCAGUUAAUGAAGACUGAUUUCCAAGUGCAGGCUGAAGCCAGACCAAGCAUUGCCAUGCAGACGUUUGCAGUUAUUGGGGUGAACACCGCCUUGAUUCAGGCUGCUGUUAUGGCCAGAGGUUACGUACACACUGUUGUUCCAGGGAAAGUGGCCUUAAGAGCUAAUCUUCCACAACGCAACAUCAAGCUGGAGCUUCUGCCUGUAGAUGUUCCUGACCAUGUUGGUGUUGUCAGUUUUGAGACUGUCGCUGUGGCCAGAAACAUUGAGGAGCUUCCUACUGAAAGAGUGGUAUCUCUGGCACCUCAGAUGCCCUCUGAUGCUGCACAAAGAAUAAUCCCUGCUUCAAUUAAGAAGUCUCUGUGCAUUGCAGUUCCUUACGUUCACAUCAAGGGAUGCCUUGAGAUCAAUUCUAACAAUGCUGGCUUUAUGGGCUUAAAUCCUUUUUAUUAUAUUGUUGGACAACACCUUGCACGUCUUUCAAUAGGACGAGGUGAUGGACCUGCGCUUCAAAAACUAGAGCUUGAUGUCCUUGUUAAUGCAGAAAAGCUUAUUAAACAAAAAAGAAUUGCUAACACAGACAAUCAGGAUGGAUAUAACAGCAUGGAGGAAAAUACCAUCCUGUUAAAACUGAGGGAAAUCCUGGAGGCUGGUCUUAGGCACAUCAACUCCAGCUCAAGUGCUUCCUCUUCCUCCGGUAGCAGCAGAAGUGCUAGCAGCAGCCGCAGCAGUCGCAGCAGCCGCAGCAGCAAGAGUUCAAGCAGCCGCAACAGCAGCAAGAGUUCAAGUAGCAGCAAAAGUUCAAGCAGUAGCAGGAGCAGCCGCAUGUCCAAGGUUAAUUCUACGCUUGCUCUCUUUGAGAGAUUUCCUAAUGAUCAGGUACAGUCAAAGCACAGCAGUGCAUCUGCCGCUCAAGUCAUUAGGAAACAGUUUAAGUUCCUUGGAAAUGCUAUUCCACCCGCUCUUGCUGUAACGGCUCGUGCUGUUAGAGCUGACCGAGCGAUGGGAUACCAGUUCGCUGCUUAUCUGGACAAGCCUGCAUCGAGAAUACAGAUUGUGCUCAACUCCGUGGCUGACAAUGACAAAAGGAAGAUUUGUGCUGAUGCUAUAAUACAGAGCAAGCAUACAAUUGGUGCCAGGGUUGCGUUUGGAGCAGAAUGCCAGGAAUAUUCUUUAGCUGUCAAGGCUGAGGCUGGUCUGCAUGAUUCAAAUCCUAGUGCCCGUCUUGCAUUUGAGUGGGAAAGAGUUCCAAGUAUUCUAAAUCUUGUAACUCCCUAUAUCAAGAGGGCUUGUGAAUACAUCCCUAGGAUCGCACCUUUGGCUGGAAUUAACGUCGACAGAAACGAUAAACCUGAGCAAGAGAUUGAACUAAUCAUGGCUUUACCAUCUCAAGAGUCUUUAAACAUUAUUAUGAGGAUUCCAAGGAUGACCCUGUCAAAGAUGGCUAUACGUCUUCCUGUUGCCCUGCCUAUUGAACGGGAUGGAUCCAUUCCAGCUCUCAAGAAUUUGGACAUUCAAGCUAUUAUUGAUGAGUGGAUGAAUGAGAUUCGGGCUGAAUAUUCAACUUAUUAAAAUACACUAUGUAAAUAAAUAACUGAAAUAAAAAGCAUUGAU